UUUGUGUUCACGUGUUCGCGGCGGCUCCUCCUCGCUCCGCGCGUUCUUCCUGUGAUAUAACCGAAGCCCCGCCGCGCAUUCCCGCCGUGAGUGCCAGCUGCUCAACAGGCACGCCCAUCUCCCGCCAGCAUGGCUCCAGUCAAAGUUCCUGACACCCCAGUGGAAGUGAUGGUGGACUUGUUAACCAAAGCCAAAGACAUGGCGGCAUCCUGCAGUUCUGCUCCAGAGGAGCUGAGCGCUCAUCUGCAGAAAGCUCUCGACAUCGCCAGUGGACUGGACAAGUACCUGGAGGAGAUGACAACACGGGAAAGUGAACCUUUGAGAGAACUUUAUGAAAAGACGAUGUCUCAUGACUGGAAUGGAGUGCACAAGGAGGGCAAGACACUCUUCCAACUUCCAAAGGAAUGCAUCACUGGACAUGUUGAGGGUCAGACCCUGAAGAUGUUGAUCCACAUGAGUCGAGCUAAGAGAGUUUUGGAGAUCGGAAUGUUCACCGGCUACGGAGCUCUGUCCAUGGCCGAGGGCCUUCCUGAUGACGGCCUGUUGGUGGCCUGUGAGUUAGAACCGUAUCUGAAAGAGUUUGCUCAGCCCGUCUUUGACAAGUCGCCACACGGGAAGAAGAUUGUUGUCAAAACAGGAUCAGCCAUGGACACACUGAAGGAACUGGCAGCUGCUGGCGAGCAGUUUGACAUGGUCUUCAUCGACGCUGACAAGAACAAUUACAUCAAUUACUACAACUUCAUCCUGGAGCACAACCUGCUGAGGCUGCAGGGGGUCAUGUGUGUCGAUAAUUCCCUGUUUAAAGGAAAAGUCUUUCUGAAAGAUUCCACAGAUCCCAAUGGGUCAUCCCUACGAGAAUUCAACCGGUUUGUUAGUGAGGACCCCCGCGUGGAGCAGGUGAUCCUCCCGCUCAGAGACGGCAUCAGUCUGAUCCGGCGGGCGCCGCUGGCCCGUCCGUCUCCACCUGCUCAGAGGACCAUAAGCGACGACGACGUCUUCCGGGGCGUCGGAGGGAUUUCCAUUUUGGACCGAAUGCGUCUCGAUGGGAAAGUGGCGUACGUGACUGGUGGGGGGCAGGGCAUCGGCCGGGCGUUCGCCCACGCUCUGGGGGAGGCCGGGGCCAAGGUGGCAGUGGUGGACCUGGAUCCGGCUCGAGCUGAGGCGGUGGAGAGGGAGCUGUCCGUCAAAGGAAUCACUUCCAUCUCCGUCAGCGCUGACAUCAGUAAACCAGAAGACGUCCAGAGAAUGAUCGACGCCGUCGUCUCCAAAUGGGGAGCCAUUCACAUCGCUUGUAACAACGCUGGCAUCAACCUGAACUCUGCCAGCGAGGACACGACCUUAGAGGAGUGGGACCGAACCUUUGACGUGAACCUGAGGGGCACCUUCAUGUGCUGUCAGGCAGCAGGUCGAGUGAUGCUGAAGCAGAGAUACGGGAAGAUCAUCAACACCGCCUCCAUGGCCAGUCUGAUCGUGCCUCAUCCUCAGAAGCAGCUGUCCUACAACACCUCCAAAGCUGGAGUGGUCAAACUGACUCAGACUCUGGGAACGGAGUGGAUCGACCGAGGAGUCCGGGUCAACUGCAUCUCCCCAGGGAUCGUGGACACGCCGCUCAUCCACUCGGAGGACCUGAAGCCUCUGCUGCAGCGCUGGCUGUCAGAUAUCCCUGCUGGUAGACUGGCUCAGGUGACAGACCUGCAGGCGGCUGUGGUCUACUUGGCAUCUGACACGUCCGACUACAUGACUGGGCAUAACUUAGUCAUAGAGGGUGGGCAGAGUCUCUGGUAGAAGAAAACAGACUUUAUUCUUUUGAUAUUCCUCUCAGAAAUACUUUAGGAAUCAUCUGGAUUAUUUUAGGAAGACGGGAAUAUGAAAUGUGAACAAUUUUCUCUGCUUGAUCUUAAAAGCAGAUUAAAUAUUUUUCCGCUGUAAAAACAAUCCUGAAAAGUGUCUCCAAAGCUGUAAUGUUUGCAGCUGCUGACGCCUCACGGCGACAGGUCCAUGUUUCUAACAUCUGUGUGUUUAGAAGAACAUGAGAACAUCACCAAACACUGUCGCACUUAAAUCAGGAAACGGCUGACAGAAGCGUUAAAGGAAGACGACGAUGACAACACCAGAUUAUAAUAUCAUCAAGACAUGGAAACACCAGGAAGAACCACAUUUCUACAACAAGAACAUAUCUAGAAACCUUUUGUAAAUGAAAGAUUCCUGUUGUGUUAACUUUGAUACUGUUUAGUCCACAUGAUGCAACGAUUUUCCAUGUAAUACAAUCUUUGCAGUUCCUUAUUCACAUUGAAUGACGUCUGUUCAAAUGUAAUAAAACAGUUUCUUUAGAAAA
Molecule: messenger RNA, 2335 nt
Organism: Oryzias melastigma (Indian medaka)
Lineage: Eukaryota; Metazoa; Chordata; Actinopteri; Beloniformes; Adrianichthyidae
Exons: 11
Coding region: 130-1785 (551 amino acids)
Molecular function (GO): S-adenosylmethionine-dependent methyltransferase activity; oxidoreductase activity, acting on the CH-OH group of donors, NAD or NADP as acceptor; O-methyltransferase activity
Source: RefSeq, a predicted model, not a curated record